AUGACAGAAUUCGCUAAAGAAAUUUUAUAUAAAAAUAAUAGCAGUGGUGAUGUAAAGUUAUGGCAUCCAGAUAAAGGUUAUAAAAAGUUACCAUUUCCAGAAAACUUUAAUAUGAUCGUGAUAUCAACAAAUACAAUGCGCGGUUGUGAAGAUGGUCAAAUAUCAUGUCAUGACAGUAUACAUAAAAAAUGUCCAAUUUAUGUCUGUCAUUCAUUAGCAAACACAACAACAUUUACAGUUAGAAUGCAAAGAAAAAAAUCGCCUCCCUUUCGUUUCUCAGAUAAACCAAUUCAAAUGACUGUUGUUUGUCACUAUGACACACGAGACUGGGUUGAUGAUCAUCCGGCAUUUCUCUCGACAGGUAAAAAACCAGGUGAUGUUAUCUGUCAUUUUAUGCCGGAUAAACAUUUUGUUAUAUGUAAAAAGUGA
This is a messenger RNA of Didymodactylos carnosus, 429 nucleotides long. The record is from the annotation of a GenBank genome assembly. Lineage: Eukaryota; Metazoa; Rotifera; Eurotatoria; Philodinida; Philodinidae.